AAGAAAUUGGAGAAGCGGACGACAAGCGUGAUCUACGAUAUUUACGACUGCGAUACUCCACGUCGUUCAGCCAUUCCAGCAACAGGGUCAACGAACUGGCAGUGGGGACCGCAUCAAGCUAACUGUCCAGGUAUACGGUAAAGUGAUGCCAACAGUACCCAAGCGUUGGCCCACAGCCCACCGUCUCCUACUGCCCUUGUCGUCGUCGUCGUCAUUCUGCUGCACUCGGCAACUGCGACUUUCGCUGCCAUCAGCGCACCUGAGAAAGUUCAACGUGUCCAGUUCGCGCAGCUAUAAAACGCUUCAUUUUUCGGAAAAACUUCCUUUUCACUUUCAUUCUUUCUCUGUCCUUGCUACCAUGGCCCAACGUCGCCAGCACUCAACCAAGUUCGACGACAAGAAGCCCGCCUCUAGCUCCGACAGUGCCCACAGCUCGUCCGAUGAUGAGCACUCUCAUUCUCAUUCUCAUUCUCACUCUCACUCUCACUCAAUAUUUGGUCACUCUCAUUCACAUCAAGACCACGGCGAUGCGGAGAACAUAAUAGCUGCGCUCGAGGGCAAAGGCGACAGAGGGAGCCGAGUGACACUCAUUGGACUAGGAUCCAAUAUCGGCCUCACUAUAGUCAAGGGCGUCGCCGGUUGGUACCUACACUCUGCUUCACUCUUGGCAGACGCAGGGCAUUCUCUCAGCGAUAUGCUCGGAGACUUUGUCACGCUCGUGUGCUGGAGACUUUCACGAAGACCACCGUCAGAACGGUACCCUUAUGGAUUCGCAAAGUUCGAAACACUCGGCGCGUCUACAAUGUCGCUCCUUCUGAUUGGAGGCGCCCUUGGCAUCGGUUUCCAUUCAUACCACCUUCUGAUAACUGCUCUUGCCGAAACCGCGUCGACUAUGCCCACUGGUCCUCUCCAGGAGGUGCUGAACAACGUAACGCUUGUAGUUCCAGUACCUGAAGUAUUGAUGCACCAUGAUCACGUCCAUGCGGUGGAUCCGAACGCUGCAUGGUUCGCUGCACUCAGUAUAUGCGUCAAGGAAUGGAUGUACAGACUGACCAAAAAGGUGGCAGAUGAAGAACACAGCCCAGUUCUUCUCGCUAAUGCCUACCACCAUCGGAGCGACGCCUACUCUAGUUUAGUAGCGUUGUUUGCCAUUCUGGGGACCUGGUGGUUCCCCGCUCUCCCGUUAGAUCCUAUUGGAGGUCUCCUUGUAUCCAUUGUCAUUCUUAGACAAGGUUUAAGCCUUCUUGCGGGUUCAUGGUCGGACCUCACGGAUGCCAGUGUUUCCGCAAAAACCAAACAUUCUCUCAAGCAUACCCUUGAUCCACUCCUGGAGCCCUCGUCAUCACCCGCCCUCUUGGCAGUGCGCCAUCUCCGUGCUCGACAUGCCGGUUCAUUAGUCUACGUCGACCUCAUUGCCGAUGUACCCAGCUCCCUCAGUGUGCUUCAAACCACUUCCCUAGAAGAAAAGAUAUCACAGACCCUGAUGCAGGCAAGGAAAGAGGUAGCAGAAGUAAGAGUCAAGUUCCACCCCGUCAAUACUUAGAUCCUCCUUGAUCUCGAGAUGCACCUUGUCUAUCUUUAUUUUCAUGGUAUAUGUAUAUUACACAUUCGAGCCGAUAUUCUGCGGCGCAAUGACGAGUUAUUCACAAC
Guyanagaster necrorhizus is the source of this 1650-nucleotide messenger RNA. Its product is annotated as cation efflux protein. The record is from RefSeq and is a predicted model, not a curated record. Gene Ontology annotation, biological process: monoatomic cation transport; transmembrane transport. Bases 359 to 1543 code for a protein of 394 amino acids. NCBI's taxonomy places the organism in Eukaryota, Fungi, Basidiomycota, Agaricomycetes, Agaricales, Physalacriaceae. Gene Ontology annotation, molecular function: monoatomic cation transmembrane transporter activity. The transcript is spliced from 4 exons. Gene Ontology annotation, cellular component: membrane.